UAUAUAUUUAUUGUAUCCUUGAUCAAAAUAAUAUUUGAAAUUGAUCAAUGGGGAUACAAGUGUUUUGUUUUGAUACUCUAUUUGAUUAAUGCAUAGAAGGUAGAUGAGCAUUAUGUUUUGUUGUCACUUUGACUGUUAAUUUUUUUGUUUUUUUUUUCUCCAAUUUAUUUAUAUUUACACAUUUUGUGUAAUAAAUUUUCAACAUUAAGUAUAAUGUCAUCCGCCAAGUAUAAAAACUAUGAUGUAUGCGCAGAUUGUAGUGCUCCAGACUCAAAUUGGGUGAUUGUAAAUCGAGGAUUAUAUAUUUGUGAUGAAUGUUGUAGCAUUCAUCGUAGUUUAGGUCGUCAUGUAUCACAAAUUAAAAGUUUAAGUGCUGAAUGGUGUCCAAUAACAUUGAAUAUGGUGAGAACUUUACAUCAAGCAAACAUUAAUACUCUUUGGGAACAUGCUUUAAAUGAUAACAAGAACCAUAAGAAAAAACCUACUCCAAAAGAUCCACUUCCUGUCAAAGAAGAUUUCAUACGUGCUAAACAUAGACAACAAUUGUUUAUAUUAAAAAGUAGUGAUACUAGAGAAGAUUUAAAUCAACAAUUGCAUUCUAGUGUUAGAACAUCAAAUCUAGAAACUAGUCUCAGAAUAUUAGCUCAAGGAGCUGAUUCUAAUUAUUACCAUCCUGAAAAAGGGAACUAUCCAUUACAUGUGGCAGCUAAAUCAGGACAGUUAUUACAAAUUGAAUUACUACUUACUUAUGGUGCUGAUCCACGAGUAAUUGAUAAUAAAGGAAAUACUCCAGCAACAUGUGCCAAGCUAUCUGGUCAUAAAGAUAUUGAAGAAAGACUGAAUGAUAAUUUGUAUGAAGUAUUAGAUGUUCUUUCUGUAUAUGUUUAUGGACGUAAAGCAGAACAUAAAAAUGGAGAACAUAUGGUUAAUUUCGAUUUAAAUGAUGAUAGUAUUUUAGACAGUGAUCAACAAGAUGCUAUUAAAAAAAUGCAACAACUUCCUAAUUAUUUGUUUGAAGACUUGAUAUUAGAUGUAUUCGAUGAAAUUGAUAGAAGAGAAACAGAAAAGAUUUGGCAGAAUAAAAAUUCUCAAGGUCAUAUGUCAAUACCAUUUUUACCAGUAAAUCCAGAUUUAUCGUCAAUGAAAAAUCAAGGACGACAAAAAUUAGCUAUUUAUGGACCAAAAGAAUUUAAGAAUUUUGUUACAAACAUUUUAAUUGAAAUUAAUAGAAGAACUCAACCAAUGAAUAAAAUAAUAACAAAAUUAAAAUAUGAUGAUGACGAACCAUUGUAUGAUCAUGUUGCUUCUGAUGAAGAUUAUGCAACACCUGAACAAAUUGCUGCUAUGAUGGCUAGACAUAGUAAACCAACUAAUAAUUUAAAUGAUAAAGAGGAUAGUUUUAAAGAAAAAAAAAUAUCUGAAGAAAUUAUGGAUUCAAACAAACCAAACAUUAACCAUACACUACCUAAUGUGCCACUGUUUAAUGGCAAUGCAUUUGAAUCAAAAUCAUUAGAUUAUGAAGCAAAAAUUUCAAAAUUGAUAUCUGAAAUUGAUAUACUAAAAAAAAAGGUGGAAGAAGUUUCUAAAGAAAAUGCUGAAUUAAAGUGUGAAAUGUUACGGCAGAAACAACCAUUAGUUAUAAGCAAUGAAAAUGAAAGUGGUGAUGUAAAACAACAUAUUAGACCUGUGUCAAUGUAUGAAACUCGGGAAGGAAUGAAAUGUGAUACAAUUCGUAAUAUACAAAUGGGUAAUUUACCAUUGUCUGAAGAUGUUAUUCGCCACACUGAUCUUGUAACUAAGUGUAUACAAGAACUUUGGACCAAUAUUAGGUCAUCUGAAGCUUGUAAAGCAUUUGUCCCAGGGGCUGAUAAGAUUAAAACUGCUGUUGUUGAACUUACUGCUAUAUUUCCUCAUAGUAUUAAUGAUGAUGUUGUGAAAUCUGCAUUGUGGUCAUUGAAUACAAAUACUACUCAACUGCAACUUGAAUGUGCAUGCUUGGAAGCUGGUGUUGAAAGAGUUAGAAAUUGUUCAUUUAAUAUGGCAAAAGCCACUAAACAGCUUUUGACCAGAUUUUAACUGUAAUAACUUUUAAGUAAACUAUAAAAUUGAACAUUAUAAUAUAUAUAUAUACAAUUUUUUGAAGUUCCUUUUUGUUCUUUGUCUAUAAUAAUAAACACUAAGUACAGGAUCAUAUUUUGUAAAUUAUACAUUGUACUUUAGUUGUAUUAAGUUCUGUUGAAUACUUGUUUUUAUUAUUUUUGUAUACCUCCAUAGCAUCUAUAAUUCUA
Messenger RNA from Sipha flava (yellow sugarcane aphid), 2288 nucleotides. It is a transcript of the gene Git, whose product is annotated as ARF GTPase-activating protein GIT2. Gene Ontology annotation, molecular function: GTPase activator activity; protein binding. The record is from RefSeq and is a predicted model, not a curated record. The coding region runs from base 214 to 2076 and encodes 620 amino acids. The transcript has 13 exons. Lineage: Eukaryota; Metazoa; Arthropoda; Insecta; Hemiptera; Aphididae. Gene Ontology annotation, biological process: brain development; regulation of ARF protein signal transduction.